ACUAUUUCGCUCGGCUCUCUAUUAAUUAAAUCUCCAAAUUCCCAAAUGAUACCUAUUUCCUCUUCUUCUUCUUCACUUCAGUUCAUUUUGGAUGAAGGAGAUAGAAUUAUUAGAUAUUAAAAGCCGUCAGCGAGAAGAGAGGGAGAGCAACCGUAAUUUUAGUCCCCUCCCCGCCCUCAGCUCUCCAUCGUCCGUACCAAAUUAGGAAUUUUUUUUUAAAAAAAAAAGUUGAACAGAAAGUAUAUAUAAUUUAAUAGAAAACCCACGACAAUGGAGACGCCGUUUCUCGACAAACCUCGCAACGGAGGACCCGCAACAAUGCCGGCCGAGGAAGACUCGUCGCAGCGGUCGCGAUGGAGGCCGGAGACCUCGAGGCCGAUCCCAUCGCCGGCGGCGCCGCAGGAGGAGGAGGGGGGCGCAAGGGUUCGGUGAGCGUGAAGGAUGAGGCUGUGGUCAAAUCGGCGGGCGACGCUUGGUCCAUGUUCCUGAUGGAAUCCAAGAAGCUUUGGGCCAUCGCGGUGCCCAUUGGAUUCAACGUCCUCUGCCUCUACGGCCUCAAUUCCUCGACCCAGAUCUUUGUGGGGCAUCUCGGAAACCUCGAGCUCUCCGCCGUCGCCAUCGGGCUCUCCGUCAUCAGCAACUUGUCUUUUGGAUUCCUCCUCGGCAUGGGGAGUGCGCUAGAGACGCUAUGUGGGCAAGCGUUUGGUGCAGGACAAGUCGCGAUGCUUGGCGUCUACAUGCAGCGUUCCUGGAUCAUCCUCCUCGCUUCCGCACUCCUCAUGUGCCCGCUCUAUUUAUUCGCGACACCCAUUCUAAAACUCCUUGGCCAAGAUGAUAACAUUGCCAAAGCCGCUGGCAGUUUCACGGUGCAGAUCAUUCCCCAGAUGUUCGCCCUCGCCAUAAAUUUCCCGAGCCAGAAGUUCCUUCAGGCCCAGAGCAAAGUCUCGUUCCUCGCCUGGAUUGGUGGGGCCGGCCUUUUGUUCCAUGUAUUUUUGCUAUGGCUGUUCAUCUAUGCCUAUAACAUCUCAAUGUGGGGAGUGGCUCUGGCUCAGGUUGUGUAUGUCAUGGGGUGGUGCAAGGAAGGGUGGACUGGCUUCUCUUGGGACGCUUUUAAGGACAUCUGGGCUUUUGUUAGAUUGUCUUUUGCUUCUGCUGUCAUGCUUUGUCUCGAGGUUUGGUACAUGAUGGUUCUAGUUGUACUCGCCGGCCACCUCAAGAAUGCAGAAAUUGCAGUUGGUUCCAUUUCCAUUUGCAUGAACAUAAAUGGAUGGGAGGGCAUGAUCUUCAUUGGGAUCAAUGCUGCUAUAAGUGUUCGAGUUUCAAAUGAGCUUGGAGCAGAUAGACCGAGAGCCACCAUGUAUGCUGUAAUUGUUGUGAUUUCCACUUCACUUGCAAUUGGUCUCUUUAGCAUGGUCGGAAUAUUAGCAUUGAGAGAUUAUUUCCCUGUCAUCUUCACAAGCGACAAAAAUUUGCAGCGAGCAGUUUCUAAUAUAGCUGGUCUUCUUGGCGUGACCAUGGUGCUUAAUAGCAUCCAGCCAGUGAUUUCAGGAGUUGCAAUUGGGGGUGGAUGGCAGGGAAUGGUGGCUUACAUUAACUUGGGAUGCUACUAUGUAUUUGGUCUUCCUCUAGGAUUUCUUUUCGGAUAUGUAUUCCACUGGGGAGUUGAGGGAAUUUGGGCGGGCAUGCUCUGCGGGACUGCACUUCAAACGUUAAUUCUAUUAGUCAUAGUUUGGAGAACUAAUUGGAAGGAGGAGGCUGCACAAGCUUCAGAGCGUGUGCGGUUGUGGGGUGGUCAAGAGGAAAGCGAAAAAUUGCAAACUUGAUCUUAUUUAUUUAUGUUUAGAUUCAGUUUAUGUUUAGAUUUAAAUGAGCUUAUUAGAUUCGUAAAUUUAGGCCCAAAUAGCUAGGCAACCUUCAGAUUUUUCUUACACUAUAAAAUGGCUGUAACAUAAUCUCACAUGAUUGUGAUCAUGACAUCAUGUUUAGUUUCGUGUUAUAAUAGUUUGAGGGAUCGCUGAAAAUUUGAGGUCUUGAUGGAUGAGGUGCAAGUCCAGCUUUUAAUUUUGUAACCCUAAAUGGUGACUCA
This is a messenger RNA of Asparagus officinalis (garden asparagus), 2086 nucleotides long. Its product is annotated as protein DETOXIFICATION 35. The record is from RefSeq and is a predicted model, not a curated record. Gene Ontology annotation, biological process: xenobiotic detoxification by transmembrane export across the plasma membrane. The transcript is spliced from 7 exons. The coding region runs from base 354 to 1823 and encodes 489 amino acids. Gene Ontology annotation, molecular function: xenobiotic transmembrane transporter activity; antiporter activity. Gene Ontology annotation, cellular component: membrane. Lineage: Eukaryota; Viridiplantae; Streptophyta; Magnoliopsida; Asparagales; Asparagaceae.